Messenger RNA from Ricinus communis (castor bean), 2980 nucleotides. RefSeq names its product CSC1-like protein RXW8. The record is from RefSeq and is a predicted model, not a curated record. The transcript has 12 exons. Gene Ontology annotation, cellular component: plasma membrane. Gene Ontology annotation, molecular function: calcium-activated cation channel activity. NCBI's taxonomy places the organism in Eukaryota, Viridiplantae, Streptophyta, Magnoliopsida, Malpighiales, Euphorbiaceae. The coding region runs from base 449 to 2644 and encodes 731 amino acids.
GUGGUGCAUUCAUCACUUUCUCACUAAUCUCCAUAAAUUCGACAACGUGGCAUUCUCAUUCUCGUUCGAUUUUGCUUUUUUAUUGACAAAAUUUAUAUAUUCUCCGCACCCAUUAAUCUUUUAAUUUAUGCGUGUAGUAACCAACUUCGCCAUUUUCUUUUCCUUUCUAAUCUAAGUUUCCCUGAAUUUCUUUUUUAUUUUUAAUUUAAUUUUCCUAUUUCUAGGGUUUAUAUAGCAUUCAAUUCUAUCUCUCUUUUCCUUUCUUCAGUUGAUUGAUUGAUUUUUUUAAAUAUCAUUUUCUGGUUCUUAAUGUAAAGUUAAAGAAAACGCGUGUCAAUGGCAUAUAAACUCUUUGCACGAUUUCAAUUAUUGUUUUUCUUCUCAUUUCCCUUCCAGCCUUCGGUUUCUGCUUUGUUCAAUUGUUUUUGAUAGAUACAGUGUCUGACAGAUGGACAUUGCUGCACUUUUAACUUCAGCUGGGAUCAAUAUAGGUCUAUGUAUAGUGCUUUUAUCUCUCUAUUCAAUAUUAAGAAAACAACCAAGCAACAGGGUUGUCUAUUUCGGGCGGAGGCUUGCUUCGGUUCGCAUAAGAAACACUGAUUUUUUCUCUAUCGAGAGAUUUGUGCCUUCUCCUAGUUGGAUUGUUAAAGCUUGGGAAACAACUGAAGAAGAAAUUUUAGCUAUUGGUGGUCUUGAUGCAUUGGCUUUUCAACGCAUGCUCAUUUUCAGUAUCCGUGUGUUUUCAAUUGCUGCGGUGAUUUGCCUUCUUCUAGUACUUCCGAUGAAUUAUUAUGGCAAAGAGAUGCAGCACAAAUGGAUACCAUCUGAAUCACUUGAUGUUUUUACAAUAGGGAAUGUCAAAGAAGGUUCCAGAUGGCUUUGGGCCCAUUGUCUUGCUUUGUAUAUUAUAUCCUGCGCGGCCUGUGUUCUCCUUUACUUUGAGUAUAAAAGCAUUACUGAAAUGAGGCUGGCACAUAUAACUAAAUCUUCUUUGAAUGCAAGUCAUUUUACAAUUCUUGUUCGUUCAGUUCCAUGGUCUCCCGGGGAAUCAUACAGUGAGACAGUCAAAAAGUUCUUUGCAAAUUAUUAUGCAUCAAGCUACUUGUCACACCAGAUGGUGUAUAAACGUGGCCUUAUUCAGAAAUUGAUGGUGGAUGCAGAGAAGAUGUGCAGCAUGAUUAUCCCUGUUCCUAUUGAUCGUCCGAGUCUAAGGCCAUGUUGUCUUUGUGGAAAAAGUACUACUUCCUUUAAGAUCCUUGCAAGUGAAGCAGAGAGUGUAAAGGAUAGCAUCAGCAUUGCUGAUUUAAAUGUAGCUACGCCAGAGAAUGAGUGCGCUGCUGCUUUUGUUUUUUUCAAGACUCGAUAUUCUGCUGUGGUUGCCACACAGAUGCUUCAAUCACCAAAUCCCAUGUUAUGGGUGACAGAAUUGGCCCCUGAGCCACAUGAUGUUUUAUGGUCAAACCUCUCUAUACCAUAUAAACAGCUUUGGCUUCGUAAGAUAGCUACACUGCUGGCUGCAAUAGUCUUCAUGUUUUUGUUUCUUAUUCCUGUGACAUUUGUGCAAGGUUUGACUCAACUAGAUAAGCUAUCAAGAACCUUCCCAUUUCUGAGAGGACUUCUAAAAAAGGACUUCAUGAACCACGUGGUAACAGGAUACUUGCCAAGUGUCAUCCUCAUGUUGUUUUUGUAUACUGUUCCACCAGUGAUGAUGCUCUUUUCAUCAGUUGAGGGGCCUGUUUCUCGUAGUGGAAGGAAAAAAAGUGCAGGCCUGAAAAUCUUGUACUUCACGAUAUGGAAUGUUUUCUUUGUUAAUGUUCUCUCAGGUUCCGUUAUUAGUCAGUUGAAUGUCUUCUCUAGCGUAAGAGACAUACCUAUGGAACUUGCCAAAGCAAUACCUACUCAGGCUAGCUUCUUCAUGACUUAUGUUUUAACGUCAGGUUGGGCAGGUCUGGCCUGUGAGGUGAUGCAACUUUUCCCUCUUAGCUGCAACAUGAUCAAAAAAUUCAUUCUCAGAAACGACAAAGAUUCAUCUGAUGACCUCAUGACCUUCCCAUACCAUACGGAAGUCCCAAGAGUCCUACUGUUUGGUCUUAUUGGGUUCACCUGUUCAAUCAUGGCGCCCUUAAUAUUGCCCUUUUUGCUGGUUUAUUUUUCAUUAGCUUAUCUUGUAUACCGUAACCAGAUUCUCAAUGUAUAUAUACCAAAAUAUGAAGGUGGAGGGCAUUUUUGGCCUAUUGUUCAUAACACGACAAUCUUUUCAUUGGUUUUGACACAAAUUAUAGCUCUUGGGGUCUUUGGGAUUAAAGAAUCACCUGUUGCUUCAGGUUUCACCUUUCCGCUGGUUAUUGGCACUCUUCUUUUUAACGAGUAUUGCAGGCUGCGAUUUUCCCCAAUUUUCGACAAGGAUCCUAUAAAGAUUCUUAUAGAGAUGGAUAGAGACGACGAACAAUCUGGGAGAAUGGACCAGAUCUAUCAACAACUACAUUCAGCAUAUUGUCAGUUCCCAAUAACUGCUCAUGAAUUCUGUGGAUCUGCACAAACCCCUCAACAUAAAUGUGGCAAAGACCCAGAUGAUGUUAAGUCAGGAAAGGAAAUAAGUGAAGUAAGUGAAACAUGGGCUGUUGUCAAUUUUGAAAAAGAAUAGCCUACUGUGAAAUUUAGUUCAUGCAUUCUGUAUAUUAAUUACACGAAAUUUAGUAUAUGUAUUACACCAGCGUCAUGCUGAAAGGUACCUGAAGUGUCGUCCUGAAAGGUAGCACUGGGACGCGAUACAUGAUAGGAAAAUAUAGUGAUACGUAAAUAGGUAUAGGAUUUCCUUUUGGAUUUCUGGAGGAUGGGGGACGAUUAAGCGUUGUGUAAUUGAUACACGGUAAAAUUCACACGUCAGAGGAGAGUAGCAAUUUUGAUUUGUAUUUUAAGCUAAUAGUUUGUGAACUCAACUCUUCAAGCUUUUCAAUAAGAGAAUGCCAAUUAUCGAGCA